CAGAGAGCAAAGCAAGACUUGUUGACUUAGGGUUUGAGCCCCUGCAUAAGGAGUACUAAGGAGAGAUUUUGGGAUAUUUUUCUUCUUGGAGAAGUUCACUUUGACUUUUGGGUUACAGCUGAUCUACGCUUUAGAUCUCUCAAGAAACCAUUUCUUGGUUUGGGGAUUCAGAUCCAAGAAGAUGGUGAAAGGGAAGAUCGAGAUCAAAAGAAUCGAGAACUUGACGAGUAGACAAGUCACGUUCUCCAAGCGUAGGAAAGGUCUCUUCAAGAAGGCUCACGAGCUUUCUGUUCUAUGCGAUGCUCAAGUCGCCGCCAUUGUCUUUUCUCAGAAAGGAAGAUUAUAUGAUUUCGCUAGCUCCGACAUGCAGAAGAUGAUGGAGAGAUGUGAGAUACAUAGGAAUGAGUACUUUGGGGCAGAGAAUCUCCGGAAACAGCAAUAUGUGCAGGAGCUCAAGAAUGAAAUGGUGAUAAUGGCUGACAAGAUUGAACUUCUUCGACGUCAUAGCCGGAGGCUGAUGGGACAAGAUCAUUCGUGUUCGGUGGAGGAACUCAACGAGAUAAUUUCCAAAAUUGAGAAAAGUCUUACCAAUGUCAGAUCAAGAAAGGCUAAGUUAAAUGAAGAUAAGAUAGAGAAACUGAAAGAAGAGACUGCAAAAGAGAAAGAGGUCUUCAACGAGGGAAGUAGGCUGCGGCAAAUGUUUGAAGCACAGCCCUUGUGGAUGCAGUCGAGGAGCCUGAAGAGUGAGAAGAGUGCACCUUCGCGUGACUGUGGUAACAUGAACAUAUCGGAUGUCGAAACUGAUUUGUUCAUCGGAUUGCACCCUGAAAGUCAAAUGUAAAAUGAUAUAUUCGUAUCUUUAUCAACUGGUUCUUGUUUUCGUAUUGUCCGGACAAGUAUAGUUUUAA
Messenger RNA from Brassica oleracea var. oleracea, 908 nucleotides. Its product is annotated as MADS-box transcription factor 23-like. The record is from RefSeq and is a predicted model, not a curated record. Gene Ontology annotation, biological process: positive regulation of transcription by RNA polymerase II. Gene Ontology annotation, molecular function: DNA-binding transcription factor activity, RNA polymerase II-specific; RNA polymerase II cis-regulatory region sequence-specific DNA binding; protein dimerization activity. The coding region runs from base 182 to 841 and encodes 219 amino acids. Gene Ontology annotation, cellular component: nucleus. Lineage: Eukaryota; Viridiplantae; Streptophyta; Magnoliopsida; Brassicales; Brassicaceae. The transcript is spliced from 8 exons.